Molecule: messenger RNA, 1283 nt
Organism: Phlebotomus papatasi
Lineage: Eukaryota; Metazoa; Arthropoda; Insecta; Diptera; Psychodidae
Exons: 2
Coding region: 26-1177 (383 amino acids)
Source: RefSeq, a predicted model, not a curated record
UUUUGUGUGAAAAUUUUUUGUGAACAUGCCCCUUAUUCGUGCAAAUUUCCUCCUGAAUUUAUUGACCAUUAUCCAGGAGAAAGAACUUGACGAUCUUGAGGAUGUCUGUCUGGAGAUCUCACUCGGAAACUUCUUACAUAUUCAUUUUCCCCUAAAAGAAUAUCUAUGCGAUGAAAGUGAAACCUGUGAGGGGAGAAAGUGUCUAUUUUAUCUCCCGGAAAAUAAUUCUCAGGAUAUUCAACUGACCAUUAAUCUUCAGAAGACAUAUGAUUGUCAUGAAGAGUCUCUCGCUUGCUACACGACAGAUUUUACAUCAAUCCUUGAAAAGAUCUUAAAUAAUCACAAAGAAAAAUCUACCUGUGAGACCUGUGCGAAUUUCCCAGGAUCCACAAAAUCAUGCUCUUCGUCAGAUUUCCCCUUUGAGAGAAAAAUCUGCUCAUGCAGUGAAGUUAUCAUGAGACUAAUUCCUUUAUUUGGUUGUGGACAACGUUCCCUAGGAUUUCUAGCAAUAACUAUGACCUUUACAUCCUUGGGAUUGACCUUAGUGGAAAACUUCACUGCCAAACCCCAUGAAGGUUACACAGAAUGUUCAGAAUGCGGAGAACAAAGUCCAGAAUCAACCAUUUGUGAUUGUUUUGAAGAAUCUUGUCAGGGUUCAUGUGACUGUACAGCAACAAUGCUUUCUCCAAAAAUGCUAAUCAUACAAGAAGGUUCUCAUGGUAAAGUUUGGAAAGUACCUUGUGCCUGUCCAACUGAAACAAGGGGGCUGAGAAAAAUUCCUAACUAUAAAGGACUCCCCAAGAUCAAAGGUAAUGCUAAGUACCCUGAUUACUUAGUAAAUGAAAUUCAGGAAGAAAUUUUAAACAAUAAAAAACCACUGAAUAAGGUGAGGACUCAAAUCCCGGAUGAAGUGUUUGUGGAGAUUCAAAGAGGACCACACUGUUCUAUGAGAUCUUGUCAGUCGUUCGAAUUUGCUUGGGAGCUACCAGAACUCCCUUGUAAAAAGAUUCGAACCACUGAGACGCAGGUAGAGGAAGAAUAUCUCAUGGAAAAGGAAGACUCACCAAACACAACGAACGUGCUAAAAAGUGUCAAAGAUCAAGAUAUCAAGAAAGGAGGGACAAAAAAGAAAAGGCGCGAGAAAACUGGGCGAAAAGCGCGUAAGCAGAAAAUGUAAUUCGAAUUUAAUUUAAACCUUGUGUUUAGAAAUGCGGAACGAUCAUCGCAAAUUUAGUGUGUCCAAAAAAAAUCACAAGCCACACGAAUGAACAAAUAAGGUGAAA